Molecule: messenger RNA, 1290 nt
Organism: Sphaeroforma arctica JP610
Lineage: Eukaryota; Ichthyosporea; Ichthyophonida
Exons: 15
Coding region: 1-1290 (429 amino acids)
Biological process (GO): error-prone translesion synthesis; double-strand break repair via homologous recombination
Cellular component (GO): nucleus; zeta DNA polymerase complex
Molecular function (GO): DNA binding; nucleotide binding; DNA-directed DNA polymerase activity
Source: RefSeq, a predicted model, not a curated record
AUGCACAUCCGAUAUGUGGAGUCUGAGUUACAAUUGCUGCACGCUAUGGUCAAGCUAGUGGGAGAAGCAUGGGAUGUGGAUAUACUCGUGGGCUUUGAGUCUCAGCGUGAGGCGUGGGGUUAUCUAGUACAGAGAGCCGAUAUAAAGUACAGCUUCAAUCUUUGCGCGUACAUGUCCAGGACUCCCAAUGAGGGGAAGAACACGGGCAAGAGAGAAGAUGACGAGUACGGUUUCAACCGUGGAUCCGGUGUACAUGUUAAUGGAAGAUACACCAUUUCUGUUUGGCAAACGGCUAAUAGCGCACUGAGUCUGUACAACACAUCGUAUGAAUACGUUGUGCUAGAGGUUCUGAAGCGGCAGACACCGAAGUAUCUCCCUGGCGAUCUCACGCGCUGGUACCGAGGAAUAGGCACCGUUGGCCCAUACCUCACCCGCUGGAGGACACUUAUGUACCGCUUAGACAAGGCCACCAACAAUCUGGAUAUCUUGGAGAAGCUCAAUUUUAUCGGUCAAACAAGCGAAGAGGCACGAGUAUAUGGAUGCCAAUUCUAUGACGUGUACAUCCGUGGCAGUCAGUUCAAAGUAGAGGCCAUGCUUGCCCGGAUGACUCAAACCCUGGGUUUUAUAAUGCCGUCACCGACACCCGCGGAGGUACAACAACAGGUUCCACUGCAAGAGAUUGCUCUCAAUCUGGAGCCACAGGGGAUUGCUCUCAACUCGCAGGCACAGUCUGGCCUGUACGUGAAUCCGGUGCUUGUGCUGGAUUUUCAGUCUCUGUAUCCCAGUCUGAUGAUUGCGUACAACCUGUGCUACAGCACUUGCUUAGGACGUAUUGCUAAUCUGGAGAGACCUGAUGGCAAGCUGGGGCCGUUCAUUUACGAUCCGCCCGCAAAUCUGGUGCAAAAUUUCAAGGAGAAUGUCCUGGUGACCCCAAACGGUGUGAUGUUUGUCAAGCCAGAGGUGCGCCGUGGUGUGCUGCCGCGACUUAUGAAGGAGAUUCUAAGCACUCGUGUGAUGGUCAAGAACUCGAUGAAGCGUUAUCGCGACACGGAUGCAGUGAAACACGGGAUUCUGCACAACCGUCAGUACGCCCUGAAAAUGAUUGCUAAUGUGACCUACGGCUACACGAGUGCCAGCUAUAGUGGACGUAUGCCGUGCGCUGAUAUCGCCGAUAGCAUUGUAUCGAACAGGCCGUUUGGCAUCACAGCUCUUACGACUGGACUACACAGUUACGCAUCUUCUAACGCAGUCACAUACAAUCAUGUAAGCACCAGCAAAUCGGAAGUAUAG